CCAAGAACAACGCGCUAGCUGCAAGGCCGGCCACAGCGACAUCUCUGGGCUGGUGUCUCAGCUGUGGAGAAAGUCGCGACGGGACUUGAGUCGGUUCAACACUGGCACACAGGCACAUCUGGACACAGAACUCCCUCUCACUGGUCACUGGUCACUGGCACGGUCACUGGCACUUGUGGCUCCAGCCGGUUGAGGUACCCCCAUCGAAACAGUGUCUUGGAAACCCUGCUCCUCCAAGUUCGUGUACCGAGUACGAUGCCCACUUUGCGCGAACGUCCCAGCAGAGGCGAUAUCUCGCCCGCCAAGAAGAGCUCCGGAAACAGCUCCCAAUUCUCACCCAGCACAAGCAAAUCCGCCAGAUCCUCCCUCCGAGAGAGUGUUCCCAGGGACGCCAUCGAAGUCCGAGAAACGAUAGAAGCCAAGGGCGACCAGGAAGAAGACGUCGACAUGGCCGACGCCAACGCGCCGACGCGCCCAAGCAUCAAGGGAGGCCCCAAUGCCGACACCGAAAUGGUUGAUGCCGGAGCUGCCAGCAUUGACGCGAAACCAGAUGUCGAUGCAGAUGGCGACGUAGAUGCUGAUGGGGAGCCUGAUGCCGACGGCGAGCCAGACGAACAGGCGCAAGAAGACCAGGAAGAAUCAGACGAAGAGAAGGAUAUGCUCCAGCUCAUCAGAGAAACAUCCGAAUACUUGUGUGGUUACACAAUCAAGGUUGAUGGAGAAGACCACGAGAUUGCCUCGGGGUUUCAGCGCCUCGUCAACAAGCGCAGCCUCCCAGACUAUUUUGAAGUCAUCAAAGAGCCAAUGGCUUUUAGUACCGUAAGAGGCAAGCUUAACAAAAGAACUUAUACCUCGUUCAAAGAGUUCGUGCAUGACGUGACGCGCAUAUGCCACAAUGCGCAGGUGUACAACAGGCCCUCUGCUCCCAUCUUUUCCGAUGCUGGCCGUCUGCUGGAAGUGUUCAAGGAAAAGCUUGCAGAGCUGGUCAAGGACGGUGAUAUUACUGCAGAGGAAGCUGUGCUGCCGGACCUUGGACCACUGCCAGAGUUUGAAGAUUCCCCUCCCCCUGAAGAAGACGAAGAGGAAGAGCAAGAUGAUGAGGAAGAGGAAGAAGAUGAGGAAGAAGAGGAUGACGAUUCGGACGACGAAGGCAGGCGACGUCGCUCAAGAAGAGGUGGGCGUCCGGCGAGGAGAGGCGCAGACAACGACGAUGAUCCUCACAAAAAGCGUGGCAGACCGCCCAAGGUCUUGACACCUCUGGAGGCGCGAACCCAGUCGCUUCUGAAGGGACUGCGGAGGUUCAAGAGCGACGAUGGCCAGCUGCGAAUUUUGUCGUUCGAGAGGCUUCCUGACAAGGCUGACAUGCCCGACUAUUAUGCCUCGAUUCGAAACCCCAUUGCGCUCGACACCAUCAAGAAGAAGCACAAGCGCAAAAAGUACACCACCAUCGACCAGGUCCUGCAGGAUCUAGAGUUGAUGUUUGGCAACGCUAUGCAGUUCAACGAGGAGGGGAGCCAGGUUCAUGAAGACGCUACCGAGUUGUUGAAGCAGGCGCGUCUUCUUACUGAAGAGGAGAAGGCCAAGCCUGACGAUGAGUUUCGUGAUGAGGAUGGAAAGCUACCACUAUCACAUAUCGAGCACAAAGGAGAGGUCUGGAGAGUUGGCGACUGGGUCCAUAUUCGUAAUGCGAAUGACUUGCAAAAACCAAUCGUUGCCCAGCUCUACCGGCUCUGGUCUGACGCUUCUGGUCAAAAGUGGGUGAAUGCGUGCUGGUACUACCGGCCGGAGCAGACAGUUCAUCGCUUUGACAAGCAUUUUUAUGAGAACGAGGUAGUCAAGACGGGGCAGUACCGUGACCACCCCAUUGAAGAUGUCGAGGAUCGCUGCUUCGUCAUGUUCAUCACGCGGUACCCCAGAGGUCGGCCGCGUGGGCUGCCUCGGGACAAGGCUGUGUAUCUGUGUGAGGCGCGCUACAACGAGGAAAAGUUCAAGUUUAACAAGAUCAAGACUUGGACCAGCUGUCUGCCAGACGAGGUGCGCGAUCGGGACUAUGAAAUGGACCUGUUUGAGCAGCCACGGGUGCUGAGAAAGGUUCCCAGUCCCAUCAAGCACCUCUUGCAAGCUGAUGCUAAAGAGACCGACGACCUUCCCAAGCCCACCUGGAGGAGCAUGAACGCGCCUCCCCUAAUUGGAGCCGUCCACCGCCGGCCGCGCGAGCCAAAUGAGUCGCCUCCCCCCGCUCCGAAUCCCUUGCUGCAAACAGCGGUCGCACCUGUGCCGCUGGCCAUCGGACCUCCUCGUGUCGCCAUGAAGGUCGAACAUGGUGUUGCGGGAGCACCGCCCUAUCAGCACCAUGCUGCCGUCGCGCCUGCGCCCAUCCACUCGCCGGCUUCUCACUAUCGCAUGCAGCACUUUGUGCCACAACAGCCACCGCCCUCGGUCCCCAGUCCUCACCCGGCACCGCUCCAUCUCCAACCCCAGCCCCAGCAGCCGAUGCCAAUGCACGUGCCGCCCCAUCCUGGUAUGGGACAGCAAAUGCAGCCAAGCCCACACUACCCACCUCAUGGGUACCCACAACAGUACGGCCCGCAGCAGCCACCGGCUCCGCCGCCGCAACCACUUCACUAUCAGCAACACCCUCCACCACCCAUUGCGCCCGCUUUCGAGCAACAUCAACAUCACCCCCAGCACCACCGCCAAGUUCAUCCCGCGCCCCCCGUCAUGACACCCUCUCGCCCACCCAUGGCUUCCGCCCCCAGCAUCGCACCUCUCGCGCACCCCAACGGCCCACCAGCCAAUGUGUACAAUCCGCCUAGGGCUCCAGAGGCGUAUACUCUCGCUGAGCACGCCGACGCGGCCAUCCCCAAGGAAGUCCGUGAGCAGUUUCAACGCGAUGAGAAUGGUCGUGUCCUCUUUUUCACGGCCCCUCCGCUCAAGCGCGCCAACAAUGGCGUCUCACAAGAAUAUGCCCACCUGGGUCACAGCGUGGAGCACCUGGCCAACAUCAAACAGAUCCGUGCAGAGCGCGCGCGUAAACGCAAGGAGAGGGACGAGGCUCUUGCCCGUGAGCAAGAUGCCAACAAGAAGCGAUCACCAAGCGAAGAGGCGUCCGCGCAGAAAUUGAUUGAGCAGGAGCAGCAAGCCCGAGCACAACUGAUGGAGAAGGUCAUUCUUGAUUGGUGUGCGGAGCUCAACAAGGGCACCGAAGCUCUCGAGAAGGAUCUUGGUGAAGGGUGGAAGGAGAUGAUGCAGCAGAGCCGGGAGGAGAACAAGGGCUUGACGGAAGAAGAGAUCAAACAAAAGAAUCUUCGGUGGUUUUACGAGGACCUCGAGAAGACAGGCCAGAUCACGUCAGAGAAGCGAAAGGAGAUGGAGAAGAUGUUUCUGAACAAGAAGCAUUUGGAGGCUUGAUUGGCUGAUUUUUAUUUCAUUGUCUGGGUACUUGUGAGCUUUGGAGUUGGUGUUGGAAGGGAAAUUUGACACUGGCAGGCAAGGCAGGGCGGGAAAAAAAAGCGAGAACAGGAAUACCUUUUGCGCGGAUUCCGGAUAUCAAUGCGUAGCGUAUACUGAGGGACUACUACUAAAUGGGUUAUUGUUUGGUUUUGUAUGAUGUACUGCAGGACUAGAAAUGCAGGAUCUUGAUCAAUUGCGGUGGUGAGAAACAGCGGGCGGUGAAGCAGUGAGUGACACGUUGGCAUGUUUAGAGCUUGUGGUUGGUUAUCGAGAGCGCCUUGGCUGACUGCGCGUCCGCCGAGAGGAUCUACAAGAUGAGAUGGCGCUCUCCAACAUCUCUAGAACACUGAUCUCCCUGAUCUUCUAGAUAAUUGCGGGAACUGUCUGCACAGCCUGCUGGAGAUAAGAUGCGUAAGCUUCUCUCUCUGAGCCUUGUCUGAAGUGAGGGCGCUGAGACAUGGUAUGUAAUGAUGACGUUUGGAGAGGGGUCCGCUGCUAAUCACUCUGGUGAUGAGAAGAUAACAAUCUGACAAUGCUGGAAGUAUAAAUAUAAAAUCAUUGUUCUUUCUAUGUUCUAGAUAUGCCGCCUUGGAUUAUCUUCUCAAGUUCAACCUAUCAUUGUAACAAGAAUUUCCCUCUACAGUACCGCAUGAAGCGUAAUCCACCCAGCACCACAACCAUCACCAACAGCUCGGAGACGAACACAAGCACGACGAACAUGCAGCCAGAGUUUGUACGGCAGAGACAAGACAGCGGCAGCGGCAGCAGCAGAAUUUCGGGGCUGUUUGGCAGGGGUAAUAACAAUAAUAAUAUGGCAGGUGGGAACGGGAAUGAGUACGAGCGGCGGCAGACUCGGGCAGGGUCGGUUAUUACGGAUGUGAGCGUGGGUGGUGAUGAUUCUUCUUCGAGGAGGUCAUCUGCUACGUCUGAGAGCUCGGAGGUGUUUGUUUCGCGACAGGUGGAAAGGCAGGCUC
This is a messenger RNA of Podospora bellae-mahoneyi, 4427 nucleotides long. RefSeq lists its product as uncharacterized. Gene Ontology annotation, molecular function: chromatin binding; protein binding. The record is from RefSeq and is a predicted model, not a curated record. The transcript is spliced from 5 exons. Gene Ontology annotation, biological process: transcription elongation by RNA polymerase II; chromatin remodeling. Gene Ontology annotation, cellular component: RSC-type complex. NCBI's taxonomy places the organism in Eukaryota, Fungi, Ascomycota, Sordariomycetes, Sordariales, Podosporaceae. Bases 256 to 3411 code for a protein of 1051 amino acids.